AUGCCGAUUUUUAAUAAAGGCGACCACGCCGUGGUUCUGAAUACGUAUCAAAUGUAUCUCAAAGCUGGGGUCUCCAAACUGGUAGCCCACUUACACCACUCUAUUGAGAACAACUAUGUUCUCGGCGUGAAGAUGGUUCGAGGAGCGUACAUCCACUCUGAACCCGAUCGGGAUCUACUCCACGAUACAAAGGCGGACACCGACGCCGAGUAUGAUCAAGCAGUGCGGCUUCUGGUUGGGAGCAACGGAGCGAGCCUGGCCGACGAAAACGGAGCAGGCGCCACCUGGUCCGCGGAUCUCAUGCUCGCUACUCACAACACACAUAGCGCCAGGGAAGCCCUGAGACUGUACCGGGAGCGCUUUCUGACCCGCGGAAUCGGGCCUGCAGCUCACGGAGCCGGCCUAAGAAGUCUGGCCUUUGCGCAGCUCAAGGGUAUGGCCGAUGAGCUGUCCUUUAAGCUGACAGAGGAGAUUGAAAGCAUGUCCGCAGAAGCUAGCGGUACUGCCUUGGAGGCUGAACCCGACGUUGCACGUCGUCUCCCCGGCAUUGGAGUCUACAAGUACUCUAUAUGGGGUACGUUCCAGGAAUGCCUUUUGUACAUGUUGCGCCGCGCCGAGGAGAACAAGGAUGCUGCGGCAAGGAGCAGGACAACAGCUUUAGCAAUAGUGAGGGAAAUGGGGCGACGCGUGCUCCCCUUCACGCGCAGCUGA
Molecule: messenger RNA, 711 nt
Organism: Purpureocillium lilacinum
Lineage: Eukaryota; Fungi; Ascomycota; Sordariomycetes; Hypocreales; Ophiocordycipitaceae
Source: RefSeq, a predicted model, not a curated record